AGGCUCGGAGCGGCCGCUGACUGGCUGCGUGGGGAGCCGGUGUGGGCGAAGCGGAGGACUCUCCUAUAAAACCCGGGAUCCCACGGACAGGCGCGCUCGUCUCUCCCAGACAAGAGUCGCGUUUCCCUGCCUAACAGCUGCUUCGUCCCCCCGCCACAGUUCGGAAAGGAACCGAGAAUCCCUCCACAGCUUCCACAGAAAAGAGAGCUCCGUAUAUGGUUGUGACUGACGCUCCAGCAAGGAUGUCCCGGACCGACGAGGUGCACCGCAUUACGGAGAAUGUCUACAAGAACAUCAUGGAGCAGUUCAACCCGUGCCUACGCAACUUCAUAGCCAUGGCGAAGAGCUACGAGAAGGCGCUCACCAGUGUCACAUUUGCUGCAAAGGGCUACUUCGACGCUCUGGUGCGGAUGGGCGAGAUGGCCAGCGAAAGUCAAGGCUCUAAGGAUCUUGAAGAGGCAGCAUGGGAUGUGCUCUUUCAGAUGGCUGAAGUGCACAGACAGAUCCAGAUCCAGCUUGAGGAGAUGUUGAAGUCUUUCCACAACGAGCUCCUCACAGAGCUGGAGAAGAAGGUGGAGCUGGACGCGCGCUACCUGAACGCGGCACUGAAGAAGUACCAGAUGGAGCACAAGAGCAAAGGGGAGAGUCUGGAGAAAUGCCAGGCGGAGCUGAAGAAGCUGCGCAGGAAGAGCCAGGGCAGCAAGCACCCCUCCAAGUAUGGAGAUAAGGAGAUGCAGUUUGUGGAGGCCAUCAGCAACAAGCAGAGCGAGCUGGACAACUACAUCGCCGAGGGCUACAAGAACGCCCUAUCUGAGGAGCGGAGGAGGUACUGCUUCCUGGUGGACCGUCAGUGCGCUGUGGCCAAGAACAGCAGUGCCUACCACAACAAGGGUAAGGAGCUUUUGUCCCAGAAGAUCCCCGUGUGGCAGCAGGUGUGCGCCGAACCAACCAAGCUGCCGGAUCGGGCCAUGUUCCUGGCGCAGCAGAUGAGCGGCGCGGCGGGCGGCAUGCCUCCCGGCGCCCUCCACCCCGGCAUCUCCGAGCCCAUCUCUGGCGCCAAACCUCUGCCCAUGCCUCCAGAGCUGGCAGCCCUGCGGGCCGGCGCCGCCAUGGGCCAGCAGCGGCUGAUGGACGGAGCGAUGCCGGCGAUGAACGGAGCAGCGGGUGGAGAGGACUACCAGCAGUGGAUGGAGAGCAAGGUGGGGCAGGGCAAAGCCUCCCCGCAGCCUCAACGGCACGGAGCGGAGGUCUACUCCAACACCUUGCCUGUGCGCAAGGCCGCCCCCACAAAGAGCAAGACCCCACAAUUGGAGACUCGCACGCUGCCCCGCUCCAGCUCCAUGGCUGCAGGUCUGGAAAGGAACGGCAGAACUCGAGUCCAGGCCGUUUUCUCCCACGCCGCCGGAGACAACAGCACGCUGCUGAGCUUCGCCGAGGGCGACGUCAUCACCCUGCUGGUGCCCGAGGCGCGAGACGGCUGGCACUACGGCGAGAACGAGAAGACGAGGAUGCGGGGCUGGUUUCCCUUCUCCUACACCCGGCUGGUCUCCGAGAGCAACGGCGACACCAUGAGGCAGCUUCGAGUUCACAACCUCCACCAUGGGAAAAGCAGCAGCACAGGGAACCUUCUGGAGAGAGAGGACAUGCCUCUGCCCAGCCCCGAUUACGGCACUCGCACUCGAAUGUCUGCACAAAGCACCGCCACGCUGCACAGGCAACAGCGUCCCUACAGCGUCGCGGUGCCAGGCUUCCCGCAGGGAGUUGAAGAGUACGAGCCCCGCUUCCCCACCAGGAGAGGGCCGCCCAGCGAGCCGACUGUGGAGGCUCCAGCUAAACCCCUGCUUCCUGAUGAAGAUGAAGCUGAGGAGGAGCAUCUUGAUGAAGCUCACUACGACUCCUUGGAAACCUCGACGGCCACAGAGAGCCCCUGAGCUGCAGCAUUACAUUAGCAGAAAAAAACAGAGCUGAGAUGAUGUGACGUAAACAGAUGCUCGACAACCCAGACAAACUUUUGACUCCUUCUGUUUGUAGAUACUUUAGGUACAAAUGGACACGAACAAUGUUUUAUAGUCGGACUAAAAUUUGAGUUUUGUAUAUACUUGUUUGUAGAUGUAGCCAGUUAUUUAGAACCAAAAAGGGCUUUAAUGGCAUUUUCAAGGUGUUUAACCUUUUCGCCCUUGCUUUCUUACUGCCUUCAUCCAGAACAACAGCGCCAUCUGUUGUUGCUGCUGAAGCACUGCCACUUCCUGAACCACUAAGAGAGCAAACCGAUUAUUUAAACAAACUGUUGCAAAAGUCUGUGAAACACUGUUAAGUGAGUAAAACGUCUUCAGCUCAGAAAACACAAAAUCUUAUGGUUAGAUAUUUAUGUUUAGAUAUUCUGAUCUGGUUUCUGAAAGCUUUGAGCUGAUAAUUAGCAAUGUUCAAAUGAUUUGUUUCCAGUCUUUCUGCCCAAACGGCCAUUUCUUAUUUACGAUUGAAACGAGAUUUUUACAGCGACUAUUACAAAAAAAAAAAAAAA
Poecilia latipinna (sailfin molly) is the source of this 2521-nucleotide messenger RNA. Its product is annotated as brain-specific angiogenesis inhibitor 1-associated protein 2-like. Gene Ontology annotation, biological process: actin crosslink formation; positive regulation of actin filament polymerization; plasma membrane organization. Gene Ontology annotation, cellular component: cytosol; nucleoplasm. The record is from RefSeq and is a predicted model, not a curated record. The coding region runs from base 216 to 1931 and encodes 571 amino acids. The transcript is spliced from 16 exons. Gene Ontology annotation, molecular function: cytoskeletal adaptor activity; protein binding. NCBI's taxonomy places the organism in Eukaryota, Metazoa, Chordata, Actinopteri, Cyprinodontiformes, Poeciliidae.